CGCGCUCCGAUAUUUUGUCUGCCAGUGAUGGCCGAUGCAACCGAGACCAAGCGGGUUUGUGUGCGCAAGGCUGUCACACGCUCGCCGAGCCUGCCAAGCGCCGUGGUCUACCUCAUUCUUGAAGCGCUCCGCGAUGGAAAGAGCGUGACCGCCUUUCUGGCAGCCCUACCACCAAUGACGCUGCCGCCCGAGCUCAUUGCGCUCCGCGACCUCGGCGCUGUCGUCAACCUCGCCCAGCACUGGCCGGUCGCGCAGAUCACCGAGAUUCCGCUCCAGUACGCUCGGCUUGGUAUGCCAGCGCUACCAGUUUUUGCCGGUGUCUACAUUGAAUCUGGCUUUACGGCCCUCCAUUGGCUCGACGCAACGCCCAAGAGAGCCGUGACGCUGAUCGUGGAUCCAUCCGUGCCUGGCACGCUCACAACAUUUGUGUACAACUGGGGUGAUCGCAUUACCGCUGUCGUUAUCAAGGGUCACAAGGUCCAUCCGGACCCGAUCCCGGACAUGCUUGUGCGCUGCGUCAACGUCCAGAGUGCGAGCAUCGAGGGCGCCGAGACGCAAGCAGCGGCUGCUGCGUACCUUACGGCGCCAUCGAAGCAGCACUUGCGUACGCUCAAGGUGACUGCCAACGCGACGGGCUCGUUGGACACUAGCGCCAUCGUCGCCUGGCUCCAGGGACCCAGUGCAACGUCCCUCGACCUCGCGUGCGCCUCUGUGCGGGAUCCGGCGGCGCUGGCCAGCGCGGUGCAAGCAUGUGCUACGCUCUCAACAUUGCGUCUCGAUGGUGUCGUGGACGUUCAAGCCGCCUUGGCGACGGGCAGUUUGCACCACGUCACGCUCCUCUCGUUGCGCUCGUCAUCAGGGGAGCACGGUAUUCCGAUCCUCGCCACGUUGGAUCGGACCAAGAUUCUCUCUUUUACAUUCGAAAAUACCCAUGCGGAUGUGCUUCCAGUGGCCAAUGCCAUUCGCACGAUGGGGGAGUGCACCGCACUCGAGACUAUGACGCUCACGAAAUGGCGACUCUCGGCUGUGACGACGACCGGCGCUUGUCCACGGCUCGUGACCGCGACGCUGCGUCAACUGACGUGUGCACCGACGAGCGUCUCAAAAAUCAUCCAGUGGCUCUCGACCUCCCGCCGCCUCACACAUGUGGAUUUCGCUGGCACCGUGCUCGGCAACGAAGGCGUCUUGGAGCUGGCGCGGGCGCUGCCUGCCCACGGGACUCACGAAUGA
This is a messenger RNA of Saprolegnia diclina VS20, 1230 nucleotides long. RefSeq lists its product as hypothetical. The record is from RefSeq and is a predicted model, not a curated record. The transcript is spliced from 2 exons. The coding region runs from base 28 to 1230 and encodes 400 amino acids. Lineage: Eukaryota; Oomycota; Saprolegniomycetes; Saprolegniales; Saprolegniaceae.